AUGAACAUGGAGAUCAAAGAAGCAUUGGAGGAAUUCAAGAGGCUGAAGAGGAAGGCUGUGGAUAUUCUUAUAGAGAACCGGAAGUUGUUGGAUGCAAAUACAAGGGAAUUGAAGAAAAAUUCUAAGCCAAAAACAUACUCAAUGGAGGAGUUAGCUGAAGAUGAUACAGUAAAUACUGGUACAGUCGAUGAAGCAGAUCGACUGCUGAACUAUUCAAUAAGGGAAUACGAGGAGUGGGAGAAAAAACAAGGGAGACAUAAGGAAAACGUCCACGUUACUAAAAGUAGUGUCAAUUCAACUGCACAAAUAGCAAAAUUUACGUACGAUAAACAGAUCAAAAAAUUGCAAAAACAAAAGUCCACAAAUGAUAAUAGAGGUAAAAUAUCAAAGAUAAGGAAAGAUCCUAAAACUGGGAAAAUAGUCGUAAAUGACAGUAAACAGCUGAUCAAACAAUUAGCAGAGGAUUUAAACCAAACUACAAAGGAGAGAUAUGAUAGAACAAAUCAGAAGAGACAAAAGAAUAGUGAUCAAAAUGAGAACUAUUCUUAUAUUAAUGAAAAAAACAAAGAAUUUAAUGACAAAUUGGAGAGACAAGAAACUAAAUUAUUAAAAGACAUAAAUUGA
Molecule: messenger RNA, 624 nt
Organism: Vanderwaltozyma polyspora DSM 70294
Lineage: Eukaryota; Fungi; Ascomycota; Saccharomycetes; Saccharomycetales; Saccharomycetaceae
Gene: SYF2
Product: Syf2p
Exons: 1
Coding region: 1-624 (207 amino acids)
Source: RefSeq, a predicted model, not a curated record